AUGUCAAGCGAAUCAACAACUUUCAUCGUGGAUGUGUCACCAUCAAUGAUAAAAAAUGACAAUGUUUUUAAAUCUAUGGCAUAUUUGGAAUACACGUUAUUGAACAAAUCUAAAAAGAGUAGGAAAACAGACUGGAUAAGCUGUUACCUAGCAAAUUGUCCCAUAUCUGAGAAUUCCCAGGAAAUCCCCAAUGUGUUUCAAAUUCAAUCUUUUUUGGCUCCAGUUACGACGACUGACACGAUUAAAUUCAUAAGACAUUUGAAACAGUAUUGUGWGCAGCAUGCUCGUGAUAGCCCAACUGAAGAUUUUCAGUCUAUGAUUCAAUGUCUCCUAGUUGCUUCAUUGGAUAUCAAGCAAAAAUUUCAAGCAAGGAAGAUUUUAAAGCAAAUAGUUGUAUUCACGGAUAAUCUAGAUGAACUAGAUAUCACAGACGAAGAGAUAAAUGUACUGGUUGAAGAACUAAACGCAAGAAUUGUUUUGAUUGACUGCAGGAAAGAUAGCCAAGAUGAUAGGAAACAAUCAAAUUGGCUGAAGUUAGUAGAAGCCAUUCCAGAUUCGAAAGUAUACACUAUUAAUGAGCUUCUUAUUGAAAUCACUUCUCCUGCGACGAGUAUAGUUAAACCGGUAAGAAUUUUUUCAGGCGAGCUUAGGUUGGGAGCUGAUAUAUUGACGACACAAACAUCGAAUCCAAAGGGUAGCGUGGAGGAUGCAAAUUGUUUGUGCUUCAGAGUAGAGGCAUUUCCCGCCACUAAGGCAAUCUCUGGACUCAAUCGAAAAACCGUUAUUCAGACUGAAGAUUCCAACAAGCAAGUAAAAUACUUAGGGGUUAAAUCCAUAAUUGAAUAUGAAAUUCAUAAUGAAGAAAAUAACAAGAGCGCCAUUGCGAAUGAUGAGGCGGAGCCUUCUUACACUUCAGCAACUAUCUCUAAAGAUUCGGUAACAAAGGCGUACCGUUAUGGUGCAGAUUAUGUAGUGUUGCCAUCUGUUCUAGUCGAACAGACUGUAUAUGAAACAUUUCCCGGGAUGGAUUUAAGAGGGUUUCUGGAUAGAGAGGCUUUGCCAAGAUAUUAUUUAACAUCUGAGUCUUCUUUCAUAGUGGCAGAUACAAGACUUGGCUGUCUAUCUGACGCAAUGGCAUUCAGUGCCCUAGUGGAUGUUAUGUUAGAGAAUAGGAAGGUUGCUGUUGCAAGAUACGUAAGCAGAAAAGACAGUGAAGUGACCAUGUGCGCCCUGUGUCCAGUUUUAAUCGAGCAAGAAGAUAACGAAAGAAAAGUCGUUAGAAGUCUUAUUUCGUGUAGAUUACCAUUUGCAGAAGAUGAACGAGUAACUGAUUUCCCAAAACUACUAAAUAGGACAACUACAUCUGGGGUGCCGUUAAAAAAUGAAACAGAUGAGGACCAGAUCGAUGACCUUAUGGGACAGUUUGUGGAGUCAAUGGACACAGACGAACUACCGGAAAUCCCAUCCUAUAACUACUAUCAAUCCAUAAACAACGUGACGACAGACACCACUCUCCCUCUUCCCGCUUUGAAAAAGGGACAAGACCCAAACAAAGACGAUCCGCUUAGAAUACCCACAGUGUUCAUUUAUAGACAACAGCAAGUGUUAUUGGAGUGGAUUYACCAAUUGAUGAUCAACGACUCGAAAGAAUUUCAGAUCCCAGAACUGCCGGACUCACUGAGAGAGAAAAUCAGCCCCUAUACGCACAAGAAAUUCGAUAGCAAGGAAUUAGCGAAGAUUCUUCGAAUCAAGAAAGCGGACAAACUAAACCUUACAUCAGACUUAAAGGAUCAAUUGGAAAGGGAAAAAAUUCCAGACUUGGAAACACUAUUGAAGCGUGGAGAGCAAGACAACAAGGAGCGUUAG
Molecule: messenger RNA, 1866 nt
Organism: Saccharomyces eubayanus
Lineage: Eukaryota; Fungi; Ascomycota; Saccharomycetes; Saccharomycetales; Saccharomycetaceae
Gene: YKU80
Product: ATP-dependent DNA helicase YKU80
Exons: 1
Coding region: 1-1866 (621 amino acids)
Biological process (GO): cellular response to X-ray; DNA recombination; double-strand break repair via nonhomologous end joining
Cellular component (GO): nucleus; Ku70:Ku80 complex
Molecular function (GO): damaged DNA binding; telomeric repeat DNA binding; double-stranded DNA binding
Source: RefSeq, a predicted model, not a curated record